This is a messenger RNA of Carica papaya (papaya), 1722 nucleotides long. Its product is annotated as putative xyloglucan galactosyltransferase GT12. NCBI's taxonomy places the organism in Eukaryota, Viridiplantae, Streptophyta, Magnoliopsida, Brassicales, Caricaceae. The record is from RefSeq and is a predicted model, not a curated record. Gene Ontology annotation, molecular function: glycosyltransferase activity.
ACCAUUCUCUCUAUUUUCCUCUGUUUGACGACGAACAUUACGGGGAGAUGAUCAAAAUGGAGAAAUCGAGUUUGGGAAUCUGGUUUUUGAUUGUUGCUUCGCUUGUUUCAUGCCUGGCAUUGCUCUGUGCUGAUUAUCUCACGUUUGGGGGCAUCUAUGGCAUCACUCUUCUCUUCAGCAACUUCACUACUUCGAUCGAUGCUUCGAAAUUCGUCUCUGUUAAUUCCAGUCAAGUUUCCAGCUCGUCGAGGAUGGCAGUCAGUCCUGUUCCGAUGAUCGACAGUGGGAAAACAAUCGAGAAAGAAGGUCAGCUCAACAUCAUUGACUCUGUUUCGUUUCUCAGGAGUAAAAGUCCAUCGAUAACUGAAAGUACUGAAAUCGCCAUUAAUGAUGGAGCCGAGAUUCUCACUGGAGGCCAGGAAGAAGAUAACUGUUUAGGUCGAUACAUAUACAUUCACGAUCUUCCAAGUAGGUUUAACGACGACGUAAUCAAGGAUUGCCGGAAACUGAUUAAAUGGUUCGACGUGUGCCCGUUUAUGGCGAAUUCGGGUCUUGGCCCGGCGGUGGAGAAUUCCAGAGGGGUUUUAUCAGAGAAAGGCUGGUUUAUGACGAAUCAGUUUUUCUUAGAAUCAAUUUUUCGCGACAGAAUGAAAGGUUACGAAUGCUUGACGAACAACUCAGCCAUGGCGUCUGCAAUUUACGUUCCGUACUUCGCGGGAUUCGAUAUAGGUCGGCAUUUAUGGGGGUAUAACGUAUCGAUAAGAGAUUCUCUGGGUAAAACUCUGGCGAAAUGGCUCCGAGAGCGGCCUGAGUGGAAAUCCAUGGGAGGCAGAGACCAUUUUUUUGUAGCUGGUCGGAUUGCUUGGGAUUUUCGCAGAGUAAACGACGAACAAGACGAGUGGGGAAGCAAGCUCAUGUUCUUACCAGAAUUUUCCAACAUGACGAUGUUGACCAUCGAGUCAACUCCAUGGAACAACGAAAUCGCGAUUCCGUACCCAACGUACUUUCAUCCAUCAAGCGACGACCAAGUUCGUCAAUGGCAGAACAGGGUACGAACCCGAACCCGAACCCGGCGGUUCUUAUUCUCCUUCGUCGGAGCCCCACGACCCAACAUGACAGGCUCCAUUAGAGGGAAAAUCAUCAAACAAUGUUUAUCAUCAACCAGGCGCUGCAAGCUUCUGAAUUGCCAUGAGAACAACUGUGAUGAUCCUGUUAAAAUCAUGGAGGUUUUUCAAGACUCUGUUUUCUGCUUACAACCUCCCGGCGACUCCCUCACUCGCCGGUCGAUUUUCGACUCCAUUCUCGCCGGCUGCAUCCCGGUUUUCUUCCAUCCCGACUCGGCUUACACACAGUACUUAUGGUAUUUCCCUAGAAACAAUACCAAAUACUCCAUUUUCAUACCCGAAGAAGAUAUAAAUAAAAAGGGAGUGAGUAUCAAGAAGGUGUUGGCUCAGGUUAGGAAGAAGAAAGUAAAGAGAAUGAGAGAGGAGGUUGUGAAUAUGAUCCCCAGUAUUAUAUACGCAGACCCAAGUUCGCCAUUGCUGAACCUUGAAGACGCAUUUGAUGUAGCGGUGAGCAGGGUUCUUGAGAGAGUAGGGAGAGUAAGGAGAAACAUGAAGGAGGGCAAGGAUGUUGCCGCAGUCCGUGGUUCGACGAUUAAAUUGUCAGAGAAUAUCAGAGUGAAUUGAGAAUAAGGUGUUACUUUUUGGAACUCAUAUAUAU